Messenger RNA from Lachancea sp. 'fantastica', 2388 nucleotides. The record is from the annotation of a GenBank genome assembly. Lineage: Eukaryota; Fungi; Ascomycota; Saccharomycetes; Saccharomycetales; Saccharomycetaceae.
AUGAGCUUGAAUAUUUUGGUAUUGGGAAACGGUGGUAGAGAACACGCCUUGGUUUGGAAGCUGGCAGAAUCUGGUUCGGUGAGCAAGAUCUACGUCGCUCCAGGUAACGGUGGAACUGCCAAAAUUGGUGGUAAAGUUGAAAAUGUGGGCAAUUUGAGCCCUGUACCAGCCCAAUUUGACGCCCUGCAAAAAUUUGCAGUGGAACACAAGGUGGGUCUUGUAGUACCAGGCCCUGAACAACCACUUGUCGAUGGAAUCGCUGAUGUAUUUCAGAAAGUCGGUAUCCCAGUUUUCGGGCCAUCUGCGAAAGCUGCCGUAUUUGAGGGCUCGAAAACUUUCUCUAAAGACUUUAUGGCUAAACACAACAUUCCAACUGCCCGUUACGCCAAUUUCAGUGACUACGAGGCUGCAAAGUCUUAUUUGGAGAAAGUUGAUUACAGAAUUGUUUUGAAGGCCGACGGUAUUGCAGGAGGUAAAGGUGUUUUGAUCCCAGAUUCUCAAGAAGAGGCACAAGCAGCGCUCAAGGCCAUGAUGGUCGAAAAGCAGUUUGGCUCUGCAGGUGACUCCGUUGUCAUCGAGGAAUUUCUCGAAGGUGAUGAAAUCUCCAUCUUGACAAUCUCCGACGGCUACACUACUUUUAGUCUCCCACCUGCUCAGGACCACAAAAGAAUCGGUGAAAAUGACACCGGCUUAAACACCGGUGGUAUGGGUACCUAUGCACCAGCACCAGCCGCCACGCCAGCUCUUUUGAAGCAAAUGGAGGAAAGUGCCAUUAAACCAACCAUUGAUGGUAUGAGAAAAGACGGUCGUCCUUUCGUGGGUGUGCUAUUUACCGGUUUUAUUUUGACCAAGACUGGCCCCAAGGUACUUGAGUACAACGUCAGAUUCGGUGACCCUGAGACGCAAACCGUUUUGCCUUUGCUAUCUGACGACACUGACUUGGCUGAAGUCUUCGUUGCCGCUGCUGAACACAGACUGGACUCUGUGAACAUCAAAAUUAAGGACAACUGUUACGCCACGACGGUUGUACUCGCAGCCGGCGGUUAUCCAGAAGCCUAUGCCAAGGGUGACGUUAUCACAAUUGAUGAAAGUAAGCUCCCCAGGGACGCUUACAUUUUCCACGCCGGUACAAAUGUAGAAAACGGAAAAGUUUUGACAGCAGGUGGCAGAGUAAUCGCUGCUUCUGCAGUCGCCCCGACUUUGAGAGAAGCAGUGGCAAAGGCUUACGAAGGUGUUGACUGCAUCCAGUUCAAAAACAGAUACUUCAGGAAGGAUAUUGCCCACCGUGCUUUCAAACUCGCUGAAGAAGUAGAAAAGGCGACGAAAUCGAUCACUUACGCCGAAGCUGGUGUUUCGGUCGACAACGGUAACCUUUUGGUCCAGAAAAUCAAAGAAAAAGUCAAGUCUACCAAAAGAUCGGGAGCCGAUUCGGACAUUGGUGGUUUUGGUGGCCUUUUCGACUUGAAGGCUGCUGGUUACAACACGGACGAGACCCUGCUCGUAGCUGCCACCGAUGGUGUUGGUACCAAGUUAAUGAUUGCUCAAGAGACUGAUAUUCACGACACUGUCGGAAUUGAUUUGGUUGCCAUGAACGUUAACGAUUUGGUUGUUCAAGGUGCUGAACCAUUGAUUUUCCUCGACUACUUUGCGACCGGUGCUCUGGACAUUAAGGUUGCCUCAGAUUUUGUAUCUGGUGUUGCCGAUGGCUGUAUAAAUGCUGGCUGCGCUUUAGUUGGUGGAGAAACAUCCGAAAUGCCGGGUAUGUACCCAGCAGGACACUACGACACCAACGGUACCGCUGUAGGCGCUGUUAGCAGAAACAAGAUUUUGCCCAAAAUUGAAAACAUGAAGGCUGGUAACGUGUUGUUGGGUCUUGGAUCUGACGGUCUUCACUCUAACGGAUUCUCUCUAGUGAGAAAAAUCAUCGAAACCACGAAUGUGCAGUGGAGUGACAAGUGCCCAUGGGACUCGUCCAAGACCGUGGGUGAAGCCACACUAGUUCCUACCAGAAUCUACGUCAAACAGCUUCUUCCAUCGAUUAGAGAAAGCCUAUUAUUGGGUCUGGCUCAUAUUACUGGUGGCGGGCUAGUGGAGAAUAUUCCUCGUGCUCUGCCAGACAACCUGCAGGCAGUGGUUGACAUGAAGAACUGGACGGUCCCUGAAGUUUUCAAGUGGUUUGGAAAAGCCGGGAAUGUUCCUGUGGAUGAUAUUUUGAAAACUUUCAACAUGGGUAUCGGUAUGGUCUUGAUUGUUGAAGAGCAAAACGUGGCCAGAGUGAAGGAAUUACUGUCACAGGCAAAUGAGACGGUCUACGAAAUCGGCUCUCUAGUCGAAAAAGCGGCCGGCGCUCCCGGCUGCGUUGUGAACAAUGCAACCAACCUAUACUAG